AUGUGUCAGGUGCCAGGAUGUGUCAGGUGCCAGGAUGUAUCAGGAUUUGUCAGGUGCCAGGAUGUGUCAGGUGCCAGGAUGUGUCGGGUGCCAGGAUGUGUCAGGUGCCAGGAUGUGUCAGGUGCCAGGAUGUGUCGGGUGCCAGGAUGUGUCAGGUGUCAGGAUGUCAGGUGCCAGGAUGUGUCAGGUGCCAGGAUAUAUCAGGUGCCAGGAUGUGUCAGGUGCCAGGAUGUGUCAGGUGCCAGGAUGUGUCAGGUGCCAGGAUGUGUCAGGUGCCAGGAUAUAUCAGGUGCCAGGAUGAGUCAGGUGCCAGGAUGUGUCAGGUGCCAGGAUGUGUCAGGUGCCAGGAUGUGUCAGGUUCCAGGAUGUGACCGGUGCCAGGAUAUAUCAGGUGCCAGGAUGUGUCAGGUGCCAGGAUGUGUCAGGUGCCAGGAUGUGUCAGGUGCCAGGAUGUGUCAGGUGCCAGGAUGUGUCAGGUGCCAGGAUGUGUCGGGUGCCAGGAUGUGUCAGGUGCCAGGAUGUGUCAGGUGCCAGGAUGUGUCAGGUGCCAGGAUGUGUCGGGUGCCAGGAUGUGUCAGGUGCCAGGAUGUGUCAGGUGUCAGGAUGUGUCAGGUGCCAGGAUGUGUCAGGUGCCAGGAUGUGUCAGGUGCCAGGAUGUGUCAGGUGCCAGGAUGUAUCAGGAUGUGUCAGGUGCCAGGAUGUAUCAGGGUGUGUCAGGUGCCAGGAUGUGUCGGGUGCCAGGAUGUGUCAGGUGCCAGGAUGUGUCAGGAUGUGUCAGGUGCCAGGAUGUAUCAGGAUAUGUCAGGUGCCAGGAUAUAUCAGGUGCCAGGAUGUGUCAGGUGCCAGGAUGUGUCAGGUGCCAGGAUAUAUCAGGUGCCAGGAUGUGUCAGGUGCCAGGAUAUAUCAGGUGCCAGGAUAUAUCAGGUGCCAGGAUGUGUCAGGUGCCAGUAUGUGUCAGGUGCCAGGAUGUGUCAGGAUGUGUCAGGUGCCAGGAUGUGUCAGGAUGUGUCAGGUGCCAGGAUGUGUCAGGUGUCAGGAUAUAUCAGGUGCCAGGAUGUGUCAGGUGCCAGUAUGUGUCAGGUGCCAGGAUGUGUCAGGAUGUGUCAGGUGCCAGGAUGUAUCAGGAUAUGUCAGGUGCCAGGAUAUAUCAGGUGCCAGGAUGUGUCAGGUGCCAGGAUAUAUCAGGUGCCAGGAUGUGUCAGGUGCCAGGAUAUAUCAGGUGCUAGGAUGUGUCAGGAUGUGUCAGGUGCCAGGAUGUGUCAGGUGCCAGGAUGUGUCAGGUGCUAG
Molecule: messenger RNA, 1287 nt
Organism: Procambarus clarkii (red swamp crayfish)
Lineage: Eukaryota; Metazoa; Arthropoda; Malacostraca; Decapoda; Cambaridae
Product: latent-transforming growth factor beta-binding protein 4-like
Source: RefSeq, a predicted model, not a curated record